UGGCUGACGUACGCGGGCAAUGGCGGGAAACUGGCGGCGCGUGUGGUCACGGAGACAGACAGUCGGAGUACAGCGGGCCAACGAGCAGCAAGCAAGUGGAGCGACCAAGCAAACAGCAAAUAGAAGAAGGGAAUCUACACCAUGCACAAGAAGAAAGAGCGCAACUGUGUCGACCUCACCGCUAACCACGAACUCGUCUUCAGGUUUGAUCAAGUUUUAACUAUGAUGCAGAACGGCAUGGAUACAGUGCCACAACAGAACGGCACAAUGCAUACCAACUCAACAUCCUCGUCGAAUUCACACAACUCCUCAUCGCAAACGAAUACGGGUGGCCAUCAGGAGGAGAGCAAGACGAAUCUCAUAGUAAACUACUUGCCCCAAACGAUGACGCAGGAGGAGAUUCGCUCGCUAUUCGCCUCCAUCGGGGAAGUCGAGAGCUGUAAGCUGAUACGCGACAAAGUGACAGGUCAGAGUUUGGGCUACGGGUUUGUGAAUUAUCACCGACCAGAGGAUGCGGAGAAAGCGAUCAACACCCUCAACGGCCUGCGGUUACAAAACAAGACGAUAAAGGUAUCCUAUGCCCGGCCUAGCAGUGAAGCAAUUAAAGGUGCUAAUCUGUAUGUGAGUGGACUUCCUAAGAACAUGACCCAGCAGGAUCUGGAGAAUUUGUUCAGUCCCUAUGGCCGCAUCAUUACCUCUCGCAUCCUGUGUGAUAACAUCACAGGUCUGUCCAAAGGGGUUGGCUUCAUCCGGUUUGACCAGCGUAUUGAGGCGGAACGUGCUAUCCAGGAGCUGAAUGGAACCAUUCCAAAAGGUUCAACUGAGCCGAUUACUGUCAAGUUCGCCAAUAACCCGAGUAACAACAACAAAGCGAUUCCUCCACUGGCGGCCUACCUGGCCCCGCAGGCUCGCCGGUUCGGCGGACCUAUCCACCACCCCACGGGUCGCUUCAGGUACUCGCCUCUAGCUGGAGACCUGCUGGCUAAUUCAAUGCUACCCGGCAAUGCCAUGAAUGGUUCUGGGUGGUGCAUCUUCGUGUACAACCUGGCUCCAGAAACAGAAGAGAAUGUCUUGUGGCAACUGUUUGGGCCAUUUGGUGCUGUGCAGAGUGUAAAAGUCAUUCGCGAUCUGCAGACCAACAAGUGCAAAGGAUUUGGAUUUGUUACGAUGACCAACUACGACGAGGCUGUUGUGGCCAUCCAGUCACUGAAUGGCUACACCCUGGGCAAUCGGGUUCUACAGGUCUCUUUUAAAACCAACAAGAGCAAAGCCACAUAAAUAGUUGAUGAAGAAACUGUGCUAAAGACCGCCACCCUAUGGGCAGAUGCGGUGCAUUUGUCUCUGUGACCAUACUAGUCAGAGUCAAGUAGAGGUAUGGAGGUUGCAGUUGCCUGCUUCGUGCUUAAUUUGAACUGGUAGCAUUCCAGGUGAUACAGCAGGUUGGAUGAAUACAGUCAAGUUCCAAUAUGCAUCUAAAGGUGUCAUGAUGUAAAGUUAUAAAUCCAACUUAACUGUUAUUCCCUUGAAGCUCUUCCAGGCAAAUGCAGCCUUCAAAAAUUUCUCUCUCCGGGUGUAUUAAGGUACUCGUACCUCCUAAUAUACUUGAAUGUUACUAUGAAUUAUACUGACAAACAUUUGAGCUAGUCAUCACUAGUGCAAGUCCUGUGCUUUCCUGAUACAACACUCUGUUUGGGGCACUUGACGCUGGACCCCUGUGGAGAACCUCAAACUCUUAGAUUUCUUUUGUUUGUUUGAUUUUUAUCUCUUUAAUUUCUUCUUCAUUUGAUAGCUAGUCUCUGGCUGUUGCUGUAGCAGUCAGCAAUGGACAAGGGUCAGUCCUAUCUAUGUAUGCCAAAGAAAAUAAUUGUCAGUCUGCAAUCGUAUAAGAGCAGACAAUGUCCAUGCUAUUCAACAUUUGUAGAUGUGUACAAAUAAAUAGCGUUUAUUGUUUAUUAUAUGUACAUUGCUUUGCUACAGCAAUCAAGCCUUAUAUUCAUAUAUAUUUAUAUAUAUAUAUAUAUAUUUAGAUGCAUCAACUUUAAUUUUGAGUGGCUCAUAAUUUCAUUAACUGACAUAUUUAAUAUAGAUAUUUUAAGUAUAGAGAUUAUUUUUUUCUUUGUGUAGUUUCCCAUUUAAUCUGCUGACAGACAAGAUGUGAUUAACAUUUAAAAUCUUUGUUUUAAUGCCACAGAAGUUGGCAUUGGUAUAUGGGUUAUACCUAUCUUAAAUGUGUUUUUGGUUAUUUAAAUUUCAAGUGCAUGUAAAUUAUUUUUGAAGCAUAUGAACUACCUCUUGAGUUUAGCAUCAAUACUUUCUUGGAGGUAGUGGAAUUAGUUCAUAUGUAUUAAACUUGUUUUUUGUGUUAAUACUUUUAUUUGAUUUCACUUUCGUUGUUUAAACCCACAAUUCUACACCACAACCCGAACCAAAAUCUAAUUGUGCUCCUCCUAAGGAUAUCAGUUUUAGUACCUCAGCCCUUGCUUGUUUCUUCUGGUGGGAGGUUGCAAGCAUUGUGGGAAUAUUCUUGGUUUGGUUUUCAGUCUUGGUUUGAGAGUUUUGGGGAAUCACACAGACUUGCACAGAACAAUAAUUGAUAAUAUAAGUAAGUAAAUGAUGCUAUAUAAGUAAUGAUCGUAAAUCAGGUAACCUAUCAAAUAUGCUGCCCAACUUGAGAUGUCAACUUCCAUGAAAGAAAUUUAUUUUUGUAAGAACACUUAUCAAAUUUAACAAAUGCAUUCCUAGUGGGCAAAUGAUUUUAAAUGAAAGACAAGAAAACAUAUGCAAAAAUUUAUUUAAGCGAAUGAGACUUUGUAUCUCUUCGUCUUCUUAAAGUUUCUAUAGUAUCAGAUAGUUCCCUUUUCAUUAGGAGUUAGUGAGUUAGAGCGUGCUUGAGGGCCACUCCGCCACUCCUCCACUCCACUCCUCAGCUCGGAACGGGCGCUCCACCAUUUGGCGCUCCCUGUGGAAGGAAUCAGGGCUCAUGCAAUAUGUCAGGAGUUUUUGAAUACAAAAUUUUGAUGGACUUUAUCUUUCAUGGUCACAAUUGUAAAGAUUUAAAAAAGAAAAAUGUGUAUAUAUAUAUAUACUUUGCCUGAGAUUAGGAAAGAGAUAGAGAAACCUUUUUGAUAAAAAAACUUUAUCAUGCUGUUGAGGAUAAGAGUUUAACUGCAAAAGAGUAGAUUAUUAAAUGAAGUUGAGUCAGCUCGAUGCACUUUUUGCCCCUUCAUGAAUCAACGAAACAGAUGUACAUUUCAUGUUACUUGUGACAUUCCUCGAUAACUUUCUCACACAGUUUGGCCCUUUAUAUCAUUACUGCCAAUAUAGAUGCUUGUCAUGUGAGAUCUAUUAGAGUUGCAGCUAACUAUGUUAAAUUCUGAAGAAACCAAGGACCAUAAUGCGAUGGUUUUGUCUUGGUUUUUGCAGCCAUUAGCAUGUUUGCACUCCCCUUCCCCUGUAGAAACUGCAAGGCCACUGUUAAUCUUAACAAGUGGAAUAUUUUGUAUGAUACUCAAAACAAUGGUGCAUACAUCUGUUAAAUUCUAUAAUAAUAAUAAUAAUAAUAAUACUAUGAAUAAUAAUAAUAAUUAACUAUACAGAGAAUGAUUUCCACGUGGACAGAUGCAAAUACUUAACCACUGAUGUGAUGAGAUGCUAAUGUAUAGUGAUUCUUAGAAGGAGAGUCUACGUAUAUUUUGGGUUGUGGAUGCUAGUUUUGAAAACUGCUUCUGCAUUUAUCAAGAUUGUGAUUGAUACCUGUUCUACAUUUACAGUAUAAGUAACUUUUGAAGCUUUAUAGGACACGUAUGUUCACUUACUUAACGGAUGCAAUUUUGCCAACAUGGUAUUGACUAUAUGUGGAUAAACAAAAAGAAUUUGUUAACUUUGGUAUUUUUCCUCAUUCUUCAUAAAUAGUGGUUUGCUUGAUUAUACAUAUA
Molecule: messenger RNA, 3935 nt
Organism: Gryllus bimaculatus (two-spotted cricket)
Lineage: Eukaryota; Metazoa; Arthropoda; Insecta; Orthoptera; Gryllidae
Source: the annotation of a GenBank genome assembly